Molecule: messenger RNA, 1155 nt
Organism: Adineta ricciae
Lineage: Eukaryota; Metazoa; Rotifera; Eurotatoria; Adinetida; Adinetidae
Source: the annotation of a GenBank genome assembly
AUGUUCAGUUCACCGACAUUAUCUCGUUAUAAUAAACAACAAUCGAGCAUUGACUUGAUGUCGACAAAGCGUCUUCUCGACGAAAAAUGUCAAACAAUUGAACAAUUGAAAACGAUUAUCGACGAAUUGAAACUUCGACAUGAAAGAAAAGAACGCGAAUUACUCAAACGUAUUGGCAUAUUAUAUAAUGAUUUACAACAGAAUAAAAAGAAGAUGGCACACUUGAUCUACAAGCAUCAACAACACAGAAAGGCUAACGACGAAACUAAAGCAUUUCAAAAUCUUUCUACUCAAACAGAUGAAAAUCAUUUUGCAACAAUCUGUUCCAAUUGUUCACGCAAUGAUAACACCAUUGAACAAUGUUUUAGUCAAUUACAAGUACAUGAAUCAAAUCAAAAUCAAGAACAGCAACCUAAAUAUUAUACACUUCAAUCUGAACAAGAUCCAGAAUACAUAUCUGCUACACCUCAAGCAACUUUGAAUCAAUCUUUAUCAUCACCUGCUCUCUCGACAACCGAUCGAUCAUCUACAAAAUCAUCUUGUUCCCAUCAUCACUGUUCGACAUCAUCGACAAAGCAUAAUGAAAGUAGCUCAAGUGCUUAUAACACUGCUGAAAGCUUACCUAGUAGUACAUAUUCCGAUGAGAUUGAAUCGCUCGAACGUGUUUUGAAUGCUGCUUGUACAAUGUACACAACACAUGAUAAUCUCGAACAUACGAUUAAGUUGCAAGAAGAAUUGUUUCGACAACGUUUACGUCUACGCGGUAUUACUGUUGAUGAAAAGCUUAAUGAAUCGUCUUCGACAUCGUCGAGUGAACAUUUGUAUGAUAAUAUUGAUGACGAACCAAGUGAUCGAGAGAAACAUGCAACUCAAGCGCAUCGAAUCCGUCCAACAUCAUCACAGCGAAAGAAAUCCAAACAAAAUUUGAUCUUAAGUACAGAUGACGAUGAACAACAGGAGAAAAUCAAAUUAUCGAAAUCAAAUAAAGUUCGCUUUUCUGAUCCAUAUCAUCAUUCAAUCGGAAAACGUAAAAGUCUCAAAUCCACUUCGAAAAUCAGUACAACACCUAACCGAAAAUAUCAUUCAACAAUACCGACGAAUAAGAAAUUCUCUUUACCCUUAUCAUCCAAUAUGUUAACUGUGACUAUCACUUAA